Zingiber officinale is the source of this 594-nucleotide messenger RNA. RefSeq lists its product as uncharacterized. The coding region runs from base 1 to 594 and encodes 197 amino acids. Lineage: Eukaryota; Viridiplantae; Streptophyta; Magnoliopsida; Zingiberales; Zingiberaceae. The transcript is spliced from 3 exons. The record is from RefSeq and is a predicted model, not a curated record.
AUGAAUUGUGCAAAGACGUUCUAUCAAAACAGCAUGCAGAGCCAUAACCUUUGCAAUACAAAUACUAUCAACAAGCAUACUUUACUGCUCCAUGCUGAUGACAAGAAGCAUAGAGCGAAAGCAAAAGCUUACCAUGCUUCUCAUAAUCAAUCUUCUCAAACUGUAGUAUCGGCUUCAAACAAGGAGGUGUCUGGUGACAAACCAUUUGCCAGUUCUGAUGGAUCAAAUAAUAUGAAAAAUGAAGAUAAAUCGAAGGAUGAAUCAGUCAGUUGCAAAUUGGUUGCAGAAGCCAAAAAUGGAAGUUUGGAACAAAGAAAGAUAAAAGAUGGUGCAAGUGAAUCUACUAAUUGUGACGUAAUACAAACAGGAGAAACAGAAAAAGCAGAUAAACAACCAAAGAAAAGCACGCAUCCUGGAGAUCAAGAUAAGCAAUCUAAGAAUCAAAUGGUGAAGAUUAAAAAAUUACAAAGGAUUGUAAUUAAGAUGGUCGAAGAAUUUGGUGCCGCUGAAGAAGAGGAACAACUUCAGGCAAAGUUAAUGGACAAGAUAAAUUCAAGCCUCCGCUUUGUGGUUGACAACAAGAAAACAAGUUAG